Messenger RNA from Chelonus insularis, 1562 nucleotides. RefSeq lists its product as uncharacterized. The transcript has 4 exons. The record is from RefSeq and is a predicted model, not a curated record. Lineage: Eukaryota; Metazoa; Arthropoda; Insecta; Hymenoptera; Braconidae. The coding region runs from base 293 to 1075 and encodes 260 amino acids.
UCAAAGAACAGGGCGCACGCCAUUGAAAUUUUGUUUACGUCUAAUAAUUUUGUCUUCAGAUUUCUGCUUAGGUUUCAUCAUUUAUGUAGAUGCUAAAAACUUCAAGUACACGAUAUUUAAACGAAUGGGUUAAUACCUUUAAUUAUUGUAAUAUCUUAUUUACGGUUUAAUGAUCAAUUUUAUAUUGUUUCAAUAUCAGAACUUCAAAACGACGUAGUUAUAAUACAGAUUAACUCUAAAAUAAUUCUCAACAAAUUGAAGACUAAUCUGGAGACUAAAUUUUGAAUUCACAAUGGGAUUGGAAGAAGAAAUCAAUCAAAAAUUACGACUACCAAAGCCAUCAACAAUCGCAAAAUUCGAAGCAAUAUCUAACGCUGAUGAUUCGUGUUCUUCACCGUCAUCUUCUCAAUCAGAAAGAUCAUGUCGCAUUAGAUCUCGCAAUCCUAAUCUUUUUUUGCAAUCUGACACAUGUCAUGAAAAACCUUACAAAUAUGAGGGACCUAACGAACACGAUAUUACUGCAUCAAUAAUAGAGGCACAUGGAGGAAAAACUUCUACUAAUCAAGAUGAAGUAGAAAUAUGGAAAACAAGAGUAGAAAAAAGUCGAUUACAGCAGUUAACUGAGAAAAAGAAAUUAUUGAAAGAAGCUGAAGAAAAGAGAUUAAAAGAAGAAGAAAAAACAAAAGAAGAAACAGAAAAAAUAGAAGCAGAAAAAUUGAUAAAGAAUACUGAUGACAAUAAGGUUUUAAAUCAAUCAGAGAAAAAACCUAAAUUUAAAAGAAAUGUAUUGAUGAGAACAAUUGUACAGAAUUUAGAACUCGGGGAAAUACCGUCAGCAAUUGUAAAUUCUACAAGCAGUGGUAAGAAUGAUAUUAAUAAUCAUGAAAAUACUCCUAUGUUAAAACAAAGUCUUGAAGACCCCGAUUUUUAUUAUCUUCGAGAUACAUCAUCAAACAAUUUUGAUGAAUCAGACGAUUUUCGAUUUGAACAUCGGGGCGUAAAAAAGACAGUUACACCUCGACACUACGCUUUGCAUGAAAUACCUGAUGAAUGUUUUAAAUUUCGAAGAAAUUAAAAACAUAUUGUUUAAAUUAUUCCUAAGAUGGGGGCGGGCAUUGAUAUCUUUAUUUUGUUAUAGGUAAUAACAAGUAAAGGAGGUAUUAAUAAUUCAUACAUAUUGACAUGAAUCAAUUAACUAAUGAAAUUAAUUUAUUUUUAUAUUACAAAAAAUAUUAAAUAAAUUUCAAUCUUUGAUUUUAUAAAAUUAAUUAUUAAGUGAGCCAAAAAUGUUCAUUAACCGAUACCCGUCCCCUUUUCUUAACUUAUAAAUAGUACAAAUCGAUUGAAUGACAAUCAUUGCUAAUAGAAAAGCGAUUAUAUUACCAAUCAUGACGAAAAUGAUAUUUAUAAAAAUAAAAUGUAAGUCUCAUUGGAAUAUAUACAGUAUUCAAUUAUAAGACUUUCAUAAAUAUUGCUCACUAAAUAAUUAUUAAAUAAAUUCGAUUAUAUAAGUUUGUAAGUUCCAUGCGAAAUUAAUUAUUGUAAAAAUAAAAUGCAAAAAA